Lagopus muta (rock ptarmigan) is the source of this 6825-nucleotide messenger RNA. It is a transcript of the gene MAK, whose product is annotated as male germ cell associated kinase. Gene Ontology annotation, cellular component: cilium; nucleus; cytoplasm. The record is from RefSeq and is a predicted model, not a curated record. Gene Ontology annotation, molecular function: ATP binding; protein serine/threonine kinase activity. Gene Ontology annotation, biological process: protein phosphorylation; cilium assembly; intraciliary transport. The transcript is spliced from 12 exons. Lineage: Eukaryota; Metazoa; Chordata; Aves; Galliformes; Phasianidae. Bases 357 to 2009 code for a protein of 550 amino acids.
AUCACGGAGGGGCGUGUUCCUCCAUAGGCCCCGCUCACUCGCUGCAUCGCCCCGGCAACGGGGCGAAGCGGCGGGGCGGCGGUUCGAGGUUGGCGGCGCCGGGCCGGAGCGCUGCGGAUCUGCUGAGAAUUACCAUGCUCUUCUACCUCUCAGUGGAUCUCAAAAUACAUGUAAUUCAGAGGAGACCGGUGACCAUCCUGCUCUGUUAUGAGGAAACAUCCAGCAACCUCAGGCUAUCUGGAAGAAGAUUUCUCUAAAAAAAAACAAAAAAAAAAUCAAAAGGCAAAAAAAUCCUUCAAAAAUACAGAAGACAUCCAGAACUUCAUAAAUUAGUAACUGUAGUUGGAUAAGAAAAAAUGAACCGUUACACAAUCAUGAAGCAGCUGGGUGAUGGCACCUAUGGCAGUGUGUUGAUGGGAAAGAGCAAUGAAUCAGGAGAGCUUGUGGCCAUCAAACGAAUGAAAAGGAAGUUCUAUUCAUGGGAUGAGUGCAUGAAUUUGAGAGAAGUCAAGUCCCUGAAGAAGCUAAAUCAUGCCAAUGUAAUAAAAUUGAAAGAAGUCAUAAGAGAAAAUGACCACCUUUACUUUGUGUUUGAAUACAUGAAGGAAAAUCUCUAUCAGUUGAUGAAGGACAGAAACAAGUUGUUCCCUGAGUCAGUCAUCAGGAACAUGAUGUAUCAGAUACUGCAAGGGUUAGCUUUCAUCCAUAAACACGGAUUUUUUCAUAGAGACAUGAAGCCUGAAAACCUUCUUUGUAUUGGUCCAGAACUUGUAAAAAUAGCUGAUUUUGGUUUGGCUAGAGAGCUGAGAUCUCAGCCACCGUAUACAGAUUACGUGUCCACCAGGUGGUACCGUGCUCCUGAAGUUCUGCUGCGGUCAUCCAUUUACAGCUCACCUAUUGACAUAUGGGCAGUUGGCAGCAUCAUGGCUGAAUUAUACACACUGAGACCCCUUUUCCCAGGCACAAGUGAAGUAGAUGAAAUCUUCAAGAUUUGCCAAGUAUUAGGGACUCCAAAGAAGAGUGACUGGCCAGAAGGAUACCACCUCUCUUCUGCCAUGAAUUUCCGCUUCCCACAGUGCGUCCCUAUAAGUUUAAAAACUCUCAUCCCAAAUGCAAGCAGUGAAGCCAUACAGCUUAUGAGUGAUAUGCUGAACUGGAAUCCAAAGAAGAGACCUACAGCAAGCCAGGCACUGAAGUACCCUUACUUUCAAGUUGGCCAAGUUUUAGGACCUCCCCCACAAAAUUUGGAGAAGCAGAGUCCUACUAAACCAGUGCAGCCAACAGAACCAAAGCCAACUUUACCCAAACUGGAAGCUGUAUCCAAGCCAGAGCCUCUGUCUUCACCUGAGGAACCUGACAAAACACAGCCACAGUCACUGUCAAAAGCUAAUCACCAGCCUCUCCAGCAAAUUCAGGUGCCCCAGAAUACAGCUAACCAGCAAGUGUCAAAACAGCAGCAGACACAGGUGCAGCCAUUUUUUCCAGCUAUCAGUAAAGACUCAUCUGGGAAACAAGCAGCUCAGAAUGGCACAGUGGGUGCUAAAAGUUGCAGGAGACGAUGGGGUCAGACUUUGAUAAAGGCUGUGGACAGCUGGGAUGAACUGGACGAUGCUGAAUUUGGAAUGUCAUGUUCAAAGAAGCCUAGCAUUGCACUGUUAAAAGAAAAGAAAAACAAGGAAUGUCUCUUUAGUGUGCCAGAACCAAAAGCUUCACACUGUACCCAGCCAGGAGCAGAAAAUAAAGGUGUAAUGAGAAAUGAUUCUGGAAGGUCCAAUGCAACAGCAAAGCAGUACUAUCUAAGACAAUCAAGAUACCUGCCAGGUGUAAACCCUAAGACUGUCUCUUUAGUAGCAAUCAAUAAAGAAGGAUCUCAUGGAACCUGGAACAACCAGCUGUUUUCCAAGCCAUUGGCUCAUGUUGGAGAAGGAUUGCCUUUCAACAGAAAUAAUACAGGUAUAAGUGUAAUAAACAGCAGUCACCUUGUUUUUCAUCAUACUUUAUUUAAUUAAUUUGCUUAUAGGCAAACUUUGUUUUUCUUAAUUUAAACAGAGACUCAAAGUAAUCUUUUCAUACCUAAGCUAUGUGUUUGGCUUUCAGACCAUAAAGGAAGUACAGACUAGCUGUUAGAAUAAAGUUCUGUCAGGACAAAUUUUGUCUGUAAUCCUCUUAAGCUGAUUAUCUCACUGUGAUAAUUUAAGGAAAUAGCUUGAUUUCACUACUGCCUGGUCAGUGUGAUGUGGAACACUAUGAAACAGCAGUCUCACAUAUGAAAACAAAUGAGGUGUUGCCUAACGUCAAUUAGAGAUACCAGCUUGGCAGAUGGGAAGUCCCCUCACUUUCAGCAAGGAACUUGCAGUGAGGUGCCUUUUGUACUAGCUUUUAUGGAAAAUGCUCUUAUCAGCAUUUUACAGAGUGAAGACUAAGGCUUAAACAAGUAAAAUGGCUUAUCUGAGAUUUCACUGAGGUAAGCAUAGGACUUGAGACUGAAAUCUACCUUCUGAACACUAGAUAGUCCUGUCACUCUAACAGUUUUGAAGCCAGCACCAAUUGCUCCCAGCAUUGAUGCUAAUGACCACCUGUAGCAGAAAUGCUGUCAGGGCUUGAAGCACUGAUUGAGCACCUGCUGGGAAGGCAGGGGAACCCAGGGGAGCUCAGGUGUAAGCAAUGCACUGAGUGACUGGAAGGGGUGGAACCAGGAUCCGUGCCUUCCCAGAUCUCAUGUUAAGGUUGAUAGUGGAGAGAAAGGUAUCUUGUUUGAAGGUCCCUGCCUACCUGAGGCCUUCUAAAGGUAAGCAGUCUUUCUUCUGUGUUUCUGUACAUUAUAGUAUUACAGUGUUACACCAUCUGACCUAAUGUGUUUGUACAAGAACUUUAGGAGGCUUGUUCAUAUGCAGCUGCUGCAUGCUUUUUUAAUAAAACUUUAGUAGCCCCCCAGCUGUGUUAUCAAAACAUUUUCCUUUUGGAAGUCAGGUGAAGUUUAAGUUGCUCAUCUGAAAUCAUGGAGAGCACUUAAGAAAUGGAAAAAUAACAGCAUCAACUGGAAUGAUGGAAUAAAACGCUUUUUAAAGUAAUCAUAAAUAUUUUCUGGGUUUCAGAAAUUUUACAUCUGUGUGACUUAAAGUAAGUUGAUUUUGACAAAAUACUCUUGCAUAGGAAGAGACAGAAAAAGGCAGAGCUUGUUUCCAUAAGUAUGUAUUAGUAAGCCAGACAGCUAUGUACUGAAUUGGGCUAUAAACAAACUUAGGUCAAUGCCAGUGGUAAAAUCUCACUUUUGUCUUACUGUAGCUAUCUACUGAAAAGCUAAAGAAAAAUCAUCUUUAAAAUAAAAAGUGUUUGAAAACACUGAGCAUUAUUUCCAUUGGUAUCCUAAAUAACAUACACUAAGAUUUUAUGUACCAGGCAGGCAACAACGCUUAAGGCAGACACAGAGGAAACUGUGGUAGUUGGACCACUGACCAGAGUAAUAUGGUAGAUGUAUGAUGUAUGUAUUCCUUUUUCAUACUGAUAGGAUUGAAAGCUGGCACUGUGCUGCUUGGUGUUUAAAUAACUACGUUUAGUUUCUUCAAGUGCUUUUAUUUUUUCUUUAUCCACAAUGCUGCUCUAGGGUGAAAUAACAUAAGAACAAAUAGUUACGAAAGCUUUAUUUGUAAGGAAUGGUGAAGCUGUGACCAACUUUGCAAAUAUGCCUUAAUGCUUGAACUUGUGAAUUGUGCAUUGGUAUGACUAUAAUGUGACUGCGUUGUUGGUUAAUUAGUUACUUUUUGAGCUACUUUCUAAUGAAUGAAAACAGUUUUAGAAGCAGGAGAUGUUACUUAAACAAAGGGGUACGUGAAAUUAUAGCUACGUCAGUGUCAGGUAUUCUUUCUUGCUCUGCUUUUCCUCAUUUCUUUGGUAUCACCUAACCAGAUUCUUCAUAUACUUUCUCUAAAAUUCUGUCUUUCCAUCUUUUUCUCUCUCUCUCUCUCUCUCUCUCACAUUCUCCUUAUCUACAGAAGAGAACUUAAUUACACCCAUUGAAAAACUAUCAUGCAAAGAAAGUUUGAAUGAAAAAUUAGAGGAUCCAAAAGGUAAUUUAUAGCAAUUAUAACCUGGCUCUUUGCACAUUUCAUAUUUGUUUUACAUUUUCUCCCAAAAAAUACACCUACAGUGCAGAUUCCAAAAGAUCACAUCCUUCAUUUUCAGUUGUAAUGUGUUUUGUCCGACUUUGCUCUCUUCUUUAUGUCUGCUUUUAGACCAAGCAGGGUCUAUGAGUUAGGGUGUAGCAACUCAUGCAGUGACAUGCAGCAGAGGUCCAUCUACCACAGUGUAAUGUAGUGUGAAAAACAGCUUCUACCUUGAUUUUUACUCUUAGAAGUAGACAAAGUAAAAAAAUAGCCAUAUAAGUAAGGUCUGUUGGUUUUUCAUACUGACAAAAUUGUUUCCCUUCUGAAUCUGCACCUAAACUAUGUAGUGUUAUGCUGAAGGAGGGCAGAUAAUUUCUCAUCACAUGUAGACUAACUCAUUCAUGUUAACCUGGAUUGUUUCAGUACACUCUUUGAAACCUGAGAGAAUGAAGUGACUACAUGUAUAUUUACAAAUGCCUUUAAAUAACAUCUGAAUGUUCCAGUAAGUGACUUCAUAACUUUCUUUCUGGAGAAGAACUGAUCCUAAAGGAGGAACACAUGCAUCCCUGAAGGAAUGCUUGCUCCUAAUAUCGCUUGCCACUUGCACUACUGACUGCAUUCUAAUUCUUUGUUAUUUACACACUGUGAUUGCACAGGUUUGAUUGAUUAAUCUCAGUGUAAACAGAUGGAAACUAGGGUUUCCAGGCAGCCAUGUUCAUAUCUAAACACACUCCUCAUUGCAAGCAUUGUAAAGGCGUAAUGUUUCACCUCUCCCUUCGUUUUGGCACCUGAGGUGUGUACUGUAUCCAACUGUAACUGUAUGCAACUACUUGUAGUUUUUUCUCAACUUGUUGCCCAGCAUGAAUGAUCCAAUGGCUUCAUCCCUUGAGAAGAAUCAGGUAUGCACUGAGCUAUGCUGCCCAUACCAUGCUUACACUUGCUGGCACACAGCUGUGUUUGCUUACACAUCUGCUGCCAGCCCUCCUUGAUGCCUGAUGGACUUCUACAGCAAGAACUUCUGUUUUGCAUGGCAGUUGCCAGAGGUAAGGAAUGACCUACUGCAUACCUCUCAAUGCAUGGUUUUGAAAUGUUAGCAGUCAUAACUUUGCCUUGAACUUCUUAUUUUUCUUCUAUCCAAGGAAAAGACAAUUCCUUCAUUCCACUCAGUUUCACCCAGACUGUUCCUCUGGGCUGUGCUUAUCCCUUUUCUGCAGAAGAGUUCAUAAAGAACGUCAGAUAUGAAGAGGUAAGACGAAGAAAAAAAUGGGUGAAAAACUUUUGACAGGCAGCUUUGCAGAGCUGUAGCUAAGAAACAUGUGGAACGAGUCAUUUUGAGGUUAUAUUAAGGCUUGUCAUGGUCUUAGAUUUCAGAAUUUUAAGAUAUCCUCUGACAGAUCAGUAUUAUACCUUAUGAAGCAGUCCCAGUGAAAAGAUUAAGAAGUGGGGGAAUACAUGCAUGUAUGUUUAUGCAGACAAGGGAACGUAACACUAAAACUGUUGCUUUUGUUUUUCAGGCAAAAUUGUGGAGAAGAACGUACAACUCCAAGGAAGUUGUAAUUUGAGUACCUUAUUAAAGUUUUAUUUUUCAUCAGGAUCUGUGUCAUCCUUUAUUCCACUGGAGCCUGGCAUCAGAAGCCACCUAGGGACCAACCUGUUGACAGGACUGUGGGGUUAUGGGCCAGAGGAGGUACAUGAUGACCCAAAACAGCUGUAAUUAGCUGAGGAUACUUUUGUGGUUUGUAGAUGAUCAGUUCUGCACCUUAUAGAGCCACUGCACUAAUUCUGACAUUAGCACAGAAGACUGAGGGUGUUAGUGUGAGGAGGAGGGUUUUGGGAUUGCACUGGGGUCAGUGAUUUAGGAGAACUGUCAAAUCACACUGUAUAUUUUAUCUACCACUGUUGGAACCAUCCUGAUGGAAGCACUUCUCUUCAAAUGCUGUGCUAUCACACAGCUUUUUAAGAGUGUCUAGGUGAUGACAGACAUCUGCUUGGAACAGUCUAAAUAUUUGAGUUGAUUCCACACCACUGUACAGUAACCUCAGUAAUAAUUUCAUGUGUAAAUGCAUAAUGUUUCUCAGCUUCCUAAUGAUGCAUUGGAAAGGAUGAUUACGUUGAUCUUCCCAAGGCAACACUCCCUUAGAGAAAGUUGUAGACUAAAGCCAAGCACAGUAAAUAUCAGGCUUCAAAAGAGAGGGGAACUAGGUCUUACUUUUGUAGCAGGCCUUUAGCCAGGGAACUGGCUAAGUCAACUUCAAGUGAUGCACCACAAGAGGAGUUGUGGUUCCAUUUUUAGAUAGAUGUAGGUCACACAUGUUGAGCAUAGGAGUACUGUUGCAUGCUGAUUUUCAAGACUGAAGUGCUAAAACCUGCUUCCAGUAAAUAAAAGGUAAGAUCCUGUCUUAUACUGAGUUUUAGUGCAAACUCUUGCUAGGCAAUAUAAGUUUAAUGAAAGUAUUAAGGAACUGGUCAUAUCACUCUGUUAUCUUCACUGCUGCUGCACUGCAGAUAUGUACUUCUUCCCUACAGACAAGCACUGGGGAAGAACACCACUCACUCAUUAUUCUUGUGAUCAUGCAAGUAUGUUACGAAGCGACUAUGAAAAUGCAUAUUUCAUGGAUGCAACUGAAAAUAUUAAAACCUCCUGUAAUAUCAACAGGAAAUUCUGACUUUGUGGGAGGUGCUGCUUACAACCCAUCAGGAGGAUACAUCCCUUCCUUUCAUA